Molecule: messenger RNA, 729 nt
Organism: Zygosaccharomyces rouxii
Lineage: Eukaryota; Fungi; Ascomycota; Saccharomycetes; Saccharomycetales; Saccharomycetaceae
Gene: MTR3
Product: exosome non-catalytic core subunit MTR3
Exons: 1
Coding region: 1-729 (242 amino acids)
Biological process (GO): rRNA catabolic process; poly(A)-dependent snoRNA 3'-end processing; U4 snRNA 3'-end processing
Cellular component (GO): cytoplasmic exosome (RNase complex); nucleolus; nuclear exosome (RNase complex)
Source: RefSeq, a predicted model, not a curated record
AUGAAUGUACAAGAUAGGAGAAGACUUUUAGGUCCAGCAAACGCUAAACCCAUAGCAUUCAGUGUUCCUCCAAAGGAUGUGGAAGAAUCUUCAAAGGAAAUUGGUAAUGAACAUUUGAUAUCGAUGCAUACAGGAUUGAUAGAAAAUUGUAACGGUUCCUCACUUGUUGAAGUCAAAGAUACAUCUGUAUUACUCCAUCAAAGUUCCCUAAUAACUUCAGUAUACGGUCCCAGGGCACUUCGUGGAUCAUUUACAUCAAAUGCAUCGUUAUCUAUACAGUUGGAAAAUGGUUCCCUAGAGAAAUAUAGCAAUUCCCAAUUGAAGGAGGUAUCAAAUUUCUUAACAGGCAUAUUCAAUUCUGUGGUAAACAGAUCGAGGUACCCAAAAUCCGGUAUUGAUAUCUUUCUAUACCUGACUUAUGAUAAGGAUUUAAAUUCUGAUGAAUCCAAGAUGGGACAUUUAUCUUCUAUCAUUCCAUAUUGCAUAACGGGGAUUACAUUAGCAUUGGUAGAUGCAGGGAUUGAAGUUUUAGAUAUGGCUAGCGCUGGCGUUCAUGAUGGUAAUGUUUUUGCAUUUUUGAAGAACGGCCAAGAAGUAGCAGGAUUUUGGAAAGACGAUGGUAAAUGUGAGAACAUUAUGGAAUCGUUAGAGCCCUGUAGGAAAGAAUAUUUCUCUUACAGAGAAUUAAUGGUUAGGCACUUGAUGGAGAAGCAAGCAUCGAAAGUAUAG